GCCAGUUUGGAGAAGAGUGAGGUGUUCCAUCUCCAGCAACAGUGCAAUUUUCGCAGAAAAAAGGUGUUGUUUCAUGGCAAUCUCGUCCUGUAGAAGCCCAAAUGAAUAGCUAUUGGCAGUUGCCUUGUCGAACAUGGGAGAGGGUUUCUCCGAUGGUUCUUCCCUCGCACACGAAGAGGUGCGUCGUCUCCUUCUGGGUUCACUGCUUACAGGUUUCUUCUAAUUCAGCCUCCACAUUUAGUUUUCUUCCGUUCUUAUUCUCUAGAAGAUGGUUGAGUCGAAGAGUUCCGUCUUCGUGUUUGCUUCAAACCAGACCGUUUCCUGAUUAUUCUCCCAAGAAACCUACGAUUAGAGAUACUGAACUCGUCAGUUACAUCACCGCUGCAAUUAAGUUGCGUCGUUCUGAGCCCCUCAAACGCAUUCUGAAGCCCCAUGAAUCCAACUUUAGGCAUCAUCAUCUGAUUUGGGUGCUGAUGAACAUUAGGAAUGAUUAUAAUCUGGUUUUGGCUUUCUUUGAUUGGGCACGGGUUCGUAGGGAUCCAUCACUGGAGGCCCGUUGCAUUGUUAUUCACAUUGCCGUGGCAUCAAAUGACCUUAGAAUGGCUCAUGAGCUAGUUCGUGAUUAUUUCAUCAGCUCAAAAUUGGACGUUGGUGUUACAGUGGCUCAAUUUACAGACCGGUUGAUAUACACGUACAAGGAUUGGGGGUCAAAUCCCAUUACAUUCGAUAUCUUUUUCCUAGUUCUUGUUGAAAUCGGUUUAUUCAGUGAAGCAAGAAAACUAUUGGAUAAAUUGUUGAGCUAUGGAUUGGUUAUUACUGUCGACUCUUGUAAUUUCUUCCUUAGUCGCAUUGCUCGCAAUUCUGAAGGACUAGAGAUGGCAAUAGAGGUUUUCAGUGAAUAUGGUAUUUGUUGGAAUACUACAUCAUAUAACAUCAUUAUUUAUUCUUUAUGUCAAUUGGGUAAAAUAAAAGAAGCCCAUCGAUUACUGCUGCAGAUGGAAUUCAGGAGUUCUACGUCUGAUGUUGUUAGUUAUAGUACUGUGAUUAGUGGAUAUUGUCAUUUGGGAGAACUCAAGAAGGCUUUGAAGCUUAUAGAUGACAUGCAGAUAAAUGGAUUGAAGCCAAACCGAUAUACCUACAAUAGCAUAAUAUUGCUUCUGUGUAAAAUUGGUAAGCCAUUUGAAGCUGAAAAAGUAUUGGGAGAGAUGAUUUCUCGAAAGAUUAUCCCUGAUAAUGUAGUCUACACAACUCUCAUACAUGGUUUCUACAAAUUAGGACACGUUCAAACUGCAAAUAAAUUGUUUGAUGAAAUGCUGCUUAAGAAGAUCAGUCCUGAUUAUGUAACCUAUACAACUCUUAUCCAGGGAUUUGGUCAAAGUGGAAAGGUGAUAGAACCAGAAAAUCUGUUCCAUGAAAUGAUUAGUAGAGGCUUAAAGCCUGAUGAAGUUACUUAUACAACAUUAAUUAAUGUUUAUUGCAAAGCAGGUGAGAUGAUGAAAGCAUUUUCUCUUCACAAUGAGAUGAUUCAAAUGGGGCUAACUCCAAAUAUUGUUACUUACGGUGCUCUGAUUGAUGGCCUUUGUAAGCAUGGAGAACUAGAUACAGCAAAUGAACUUUUGGAUGAGAUGCGCAAAAAAGGCCUUCAGAUAAAUGUGUGCACUUAUAACUCAAUUAUUAAUUGUAUUUGCAAAGCUGGAAAUAUUGCACAAGGAAUAAGAUUGAUGGAAGAGAUGGAGGUGGCUGGGAUUUAUCCUGAUACUAUCACUUAUACCACGAUCAUUGAUGCUUAUUGUAGAUCAGGAGAUAUCGUUAAGGCUCAUAAACUUCUUCAGGAGAUGUUGGAUAGAGGACUUCCACCAACAGUUGUUACGUUUAAUGUUUUAAUGAAUGGAUUUUGUAUGUUGGGAAUGCUUGAAGAUGGUAAUAUGCUCUUGGGAUGGAUGCUAGAGAAGGGCAUCAUGCCCAAUGCAACAACAUACAAUAAUCUUAUGAAGCAAUAUUGCAUUAAAGAUAAUAUGCAUGCUACAAGUAAGAUUUACAAGGGGAUGCGGGAUCAAGGAGUGAUGCCUGAUAGCAACACCUACAAUAUUUUAAUAAAAGGGCAUUGCAAAGCACGGAAUAUGAAAGAGGCAUGGUUUUUGCAUAAAGAAAUGGUUGAAAAAGGAUAUAUUCCCUCAGUUACUUCAUACAAUGCACUCAUAAAAGGAUUUUACAAGAAAAAGAAAAUAUUGGAGGCGAGGGAACUCUUUGAAGAGAUGAGAGGACAGGGGUUGGUUUCUGAUAGAGAAAUAUACAAUAUCUUUGUUGAUAUAUACUAUGAAGAAGGAAAUACGGAGAUAACUCUUAAUCUUUGUGAUGAAGCAAUUGAGAAAUGUCUUCUUGGUGAGAGACAAAAAUAAAAGAGCCUCAUCCGAUAUUUUUCCCUAUACAAUGAUCAAAACUUGAAAAUGGAUUUUCAGUUUUAUAUGCAUCAACGGUAUUCCGUGCUCUAUUAAUCUAAAGCUUCUUGCUCAGUGUCAUGGGAAUGUACAUGUUGGCACAAAAAGCAACUACUUAGGAGCUAAUUUUAUUGUUUGGAUGUCCUAUAAGCACAUUUGCAUAAUUGAUGCAAGUUUUAUGAUAUUACCAAGCAACUUGGGUCAACAAUCCGAUGAUUUUUCAUCUUAGAGUGGGCUGGUGUUAUUUGAGGCAUUGGAUAGCCUGAUAAUAGAAAACCACUUUUACUAAGAGCUUCUAGUAGUUUUGACCUGCAACAGUGGCAGAACUUAUGGAACGGAAGUGGAGCUGCUAGGAUUCACAACUCAAGGUUUUUUCCAAUAAUUUCAAGAUUUUCGAGAUGUAAACAAUUAGAAGGUCGUCAUCAAAAUUUGGAAAGCAUGAAAGCAAAAUUGAAGAAGAAUAUGGUAGUGGCAGCUGAAAAGGAGCGUCUGGAGUUGGGAACUUGAAAUCGAGAAGUUGCUGAUACUGGAAGGCCCAACAGAACACCGUGGAGUUUGUGAAGAGGAUACUAACAGUAACAUGUAAAUGAUCAAGUAUGAUUGCACGAGAUGGAUUAAAAGAAGUCAUUUGGGGGACAGUUGCAUCAAGAUAGUCUUUUGCUGCUGAUUAACGACAACUUCAAAGCAUGCACUUUUAUUUCAAAGGUUUAUUUUGUCUAUUUAUAGUCAUUAUUCUUUUUUACAAGCUCAUCCUUUAGAUUAUAAAAGCCUUGCCAUUGUUAAGCUCUCAUGAAGUAGUACCAAAUUAAGUUGAUUGGCUCUUUUUGCUUAUUUAGAAAUUAUUUUAGGACAUAUUGAUGAAUACGAUUCGUCUGGUUAUCUGUAUAAGAUGGAAAUACCAUCUGGUUAUCUGUAUAAGAUGGAAAUACCUCAAGAAACCGCACGAUGUUAAUAGUACAAAAUUCUGGAGGCAAGGCAGCUUGAAUCGUAUUACGCAGCUGACACGAUAGUUGAGCAUUUGGCCAAGCUUCCUUGGGAGGUCAGUUUGCAUCAAACACUUAAAAAGUAUCUUCGCAGAUGACGAGCAGGUAAAACGUGAAUAAUUCAUCAAGAUAUCAUCGAGAAGAAUCACAAGUAUCAUGACCGUUAAAUUAGUUAACUAGAGAGAGCAAAGGCCACUGCCUUUCGCAGGGGUCGUAUUAUUUGUUCUUGAUACUGCUUUGGGAGGCCAUUAUGUCUAUAUUGACAGGAGGCAUGCUGUUUUUCCAUAUGGGUGGCAUGAUGAGAUGUUAAGAAACUUUGACACAGCUUCUUCUAGUCCCAAUAGAAAUGUUUGACAUUUUUUGGGCAUCCUUUGAAAAUAUUGAUGGUAUUUUUCUAACAUUGACAACAGCCAGUAAUU
This is a messenger RNA of Momordica charantia (bitter melon), 3840 nucleotides long. Its product is annotated as Pentatricopeptide repeat (PPR-like) superfamily protein. The record is from RefSeq and is a predicted model, not a curated record. Lineage: Eukaryota; Viridiplantae; Streptophyta; Magnoliopsida; Cucurbitales; Cucurbitaceae. Gene Ontology annotation, molecular function: protein binding.